AUGUCUACUUACCCUACUCAUUACACAACCCUUACUCAUAAUGGCAUUAGCCAAGAUUUUCCCCAAAAGUGUGACUGUGGUCUCUACACCGGAGCGAGUGCUCGCCGUCACCUCGUCCAUGAUUGGGAAGAGAAACUGCACCACAUGCGUAGGAAAAAGAACCGAAAGAACGAUCCCGAGUACGACGAGCUCCGUGGAAUAAGUCUGAACUUUUCACAAAGAAUUGCCUUGGAGAAGAUUAAGUACGAGAAACUUGGAGUCAAAUUUUCCAGCAUCAACUCCCCACCGGGCCCCCAUGACUCCAGUAUCUCCAAGUCCACUGUCUUCAAGCCUGGAAGAAGAGUAAGGGCCAUCAUUGAGGAUAUGAAGAUGUGCAGCCAAUUUCGCCAGAACGAAAAAAUGGACUGGGAAUUGACUAUUACCCACCCCAUCCCCAUGGUCACUCCUCCCUCCAGUCCCAAAUCUUCAUCGAACGACACUAAGUCCACCAAAAUAUGGGAUCGAGUCACUAUUACCCCUCGAGUCUGGGGACCACUAUUCCCUCUUGAUUACAAAAACGAAUGGGAUUUGAUUGGAUACGGGCCUAGAGACCAGCAAGCUCUCGACAAGGCGACCUUGAGCAAGGAAAACCGUUAUGGCGAUACUCGUGCCAUUGCCACCUCCUUCAGCUUGAUCGAUCAGGAAAUUUGA
Molecule: messenger RNA, 690 nt
Organism: Morchella importuna
Lineage: Eukaryota; Fungi; Ascomycota; Pezizomycetes; Pezizales; Morchellaceae
Exons: 2
Coding region: 1-690 (229 amino acids)
Source: RefSeq, a predicted model, not a curated record